This is a messenger RNA of Bufo gargarizans (Asiatic toad), 6836 nucleotides long. RefSeq names its product ecotropic viral integration site 5 like (gene EVI5L). Lineage: Eukaryota; Metazoa; Chordata; Amphibia; Anura; Bufonidae. The record is from RefSeq and is a predicted model, not a curated record.
GUUGACGUCGAGCAGAAGGCGGGACCAUGCGGUGUGUCUGAUUUCUCCGCCGCCCGGUGCUGUAGAGCCCCGGGGAGGGAGGAGCUGCGUGACAGCGCCGGGGGCCUGAGAUGAGCGCUCUGGCCCCCCUCCAUCUCACCGACAUGGCCAGCCCCGCUCUCAGUCCAGAUGAUUCGUCCUUGUCGGCGGCUUUCAGCGUCUCGCCCUCAGACUCUGAGAACCUCAGUCCAGAUGAACUGGAGCUACUCAGCAAGCUGGAGGAGCAGAACAGACUCUUGGAAGCAGACUCCAAAUCCCUACGCAGUGUUUCCGGAUCCUGCAGGACCAAUGUCACCUCCCCGGGGCCACCACCUCUGGACCAGGACAGCUGGGAGCUUUGGGGACGCAUUGUCACUCACUGGGAGGAAUGGACCAGGAGGAAGGAGAAGCUUUUGAAGGAGCUUAUACGGAAGGGGAUCCCUCAUCACUUUCGAGCCAUAGUAUGGCAGAUGCUGUGCAAUGCAACAGACAUGCCAGUGAAAAAGCAAUAUGUCGAUCUUCUAAAGAUGUCCUCUCCAUGUGAGAAGCUGAUCCGGAGGGACAUUGCUCGAACCUACCCAGAGCAUGACUUUUUCAGGGGCCAGGACAGCCUGGGGCAGGAGGGGCUGUUCAAUGUCAUGAAGGCAUACUCGCUGAUAGACCGAGAGGUGGGCUACUGUCAGGGCAGUGCUUUCAUUGUGGGCCUCCUUCUUAUGCAGAUGCCAGAGGAAGAAGCCUUCUGCGUGUUUGUCCGGCUAAUGCAGGAGUACCGGUUACGAGAGCUCUUUAAGCCCAGUAUGGCUGAGCUCGGCUUAUGUAUAUACCAGCUGGAGUAUAUGUUACAGGACCAGCUCCCGGAGCUAAACCUCCACUUUCGCUCUCACUGCUUCCACACGUCAAUGUACUCCUCGUCUUGGUUUUUGACCCUGUUCCUCACAACGUUCCCUUUGCCUAUAGCCACUCGUGUGUUUGAUAUCUUCAUUUACGAGGGACUGGAGGUUAUAUUCCGGGUAGGGAUGGCUCUGCUGACUGUAAAUCAGACUGAACUGAUGCAGCUUGACAUGGAAGGGAUGUCUCAGUACUUUCAGAAGGUGAUCCCACAUCAGUUUGACAGCUGCCCAGAUAAGCUCAUCCAUAAGGCUUACCAAGUGAAGUACAACCCCAAGAGGAUGAAACGAUUGGAGAAAGAAUAUGCUGCUAUUAAAAGCAAAGAGAUGGAAGAGCAAAUCGAAAUCAAGCGAUUGAGAACCGAGAACAGACUUCUAAAGCAACGCAUCGAAACUCUAGAAAAGGAAAGUGCUGCGUUAGCGGACAGGCUCAUCCAGGGUCAGGUGACUCGGGCUCAAGAAGCGGAAGAAAAUUACGCCAUAAAAAGAGAGCUGGCUGUAGUAAAACAGCAAUACUAUACUGCUACCGAGAACCUGCAGAGCGCCCAAAAUCUCAUACGAAAACUGCAAGAUAAGCAGAAUGAUCCACGUGUCACAGAAGAGGUGGUCAGCCACCUCGAGUCUGAACUAGAAGAAUCACGGCUUAGAGAAGCUGAGACAUUGGGAGCCUUGAAGGAAAUGCAAGAAAAAGUAAUUGAACUAGAAAAGAGAAACAGUUCUCUCCCCGACGAAAGCAACGUUGCCCUUCUCCAGGAAGAGCUUCAGUCUCUGAGGAAGAGAGAGGCCCAUGCUCUGCAGAUCAUGAAGGAAGGACAGAAGCAAGUGACAGAUCUGAGUGACCGCUGGCAGUCCAUGUCUACUCGGGGUGGAGGUAUUUGGAAAGACUCACCUCGUAAAAGUGCAACUGGGAACCUACAGGAUGAGGUCAUGUCUUGUCGGUUACGAGAAGUCAUGGCUCAGAGCGAAACGCGUGAACUCCGGCAGAGGGUUCUUAUACUGGAAAGUCAGGAAGUAAUGCAUGAGAAACAGCUCUCACGUCUGGAGAAAGAGUGCAAGGAACUGAGAGACAAACUGCAGAACGAGGCCGCACAGUACAAGGCCCUGCAGUCACAGAUGAGCGAGGAUAAGCGGAGACAUGCAGUAUCUGACUGCAAGAAUAAAGAGGAGGUAAUGGCGGUGCGUCUGAGGGAAGCAGACAGUAUGGCGGCUGUUGCUGAAAUGCGUCAGAGAAUAGCGGAGUUGGAGAUUCAGAAAGAAGAGGGGGUGAUCAAAGGGAAACUGGAUGAUUCAGAUUUUUCCCAGUACAUCCGGGAACUGAAGGAUCAGAUUGAAGAACUGAGGCAGGAGAUCCUCAUUCUUCGAGGUUAUAAACCUUACUCCGAUCCCAUCUCCUUUGAUGGACUGAACCUCUCCUCCCGCUCAGGCCAAGAAGAUGAAUACUCCCUGCCGUCUUCAGAUGAAGAGCUUCUCUCCCGGCCCCUCGGAGCCUUGCAGGAUGCCCUGUACCCCCACUCCCCGCACAAGGCUUGCUUCUUGAGGCCUCUCAGAAGUUCUGCCAGCUCUGACAGUGAAGAGGGGGUGGAAACCAACGGCGCAACAUCUGAUUCUCCCCCUGAGCCUGCAGAGGAGGAAUAGCACAGGGGAACGAGGGGGCUGAAGCAGAGGAGCAGUAAACAAUCCUUCGUACCUUUGGGAUGAGACUACCUAACAGCUUCAGUUUCCUUUCAGAAUGAUCACUCUUAGGGUACGUAAUGGGUGCUUGAACUGCUCUUACCCCAAAGAGGAACCUUGUGGGGGCGAGUAGUAACCACACAGCUUAUGUUUAUGGCCAGUUGGUGGAACGAGACUCUGGUGUGAACGCACAUGGGGUCCAAUGAAGAAGUUCUCCUAAACUAUUCCUAUAAAUGUAGGUUAAAAUACUAAUCUGAAGGUGGACACUACAUCUCCAAGCUUUACCCCUGCCUAACAGUCAUGCCAGUAUGGAGUCGAGGGGAAAUGGGGCAAUUUACAGUCCCAUAUUUAACCCCCUAAUUGCACUAAAAUAAUAACGGCCAAUAAGUGUCCCAUACCUGGAAAACUAGUUUGCAGCCCAUUUCCAGUUUUUGUAUACGUCAUUUCUGGUAGAUUAUAUAGGACUGGAUCAGUAUUCCUAACAACUUCAUACAGUAUUCACCUUCUAGUCACUAUAGAGGCAUCUCCUGGAGACCGUGGGCAGCCAUUAUGUGGGCUGCAUAGGUGUUCAGCUUGUACAUGACAUGACAUUCACUAGUUUUGGGGUUCUUCAAGUUAUCUGUACUGUAAUAUCCAUUGUGUACUCAUUGAGUGGUAGGCAUGUCUCACCCAUGGGCCCUGUCUAUGUAACCAGCAUGGUCCACAGAGCCAGGUGCAGGAGCAUACUGAGGGUCCAUCUCCAUCAGCUUCAUUUAUAAUAAGCAGGAGAACCCCUUUAAUAGGUGACCAAUAGCAAGCAAAUGGAGUUUGGGUAUGUUCAAAAUGGCUUUGUGAAGUGCCUCUCUCCGUAUCUCUUGGUCCAUGAAUGGAAGUCCACAACAUGGCUGCCUCUACCAGGCGCUGUUCUUCCACAGAAUAUACCUCCAUAAGUUAUGGGAACACUUCCGUUACGCUAAUGAAUAUAGCAUUACAAACCAGAUUGGACCUCAGGUGGUACCUCAGAAUCUCUCUUCUUUGAGGAUCCAACAUGGAGCCACGGCAAUGACAGCCUGACAUCCCUGAGAAUGAGCAGAGCUGGUUCUGUCCUACCCAGACACUACCACAACCAUUGUACCACUGUCAUCUUCCAACAUGGCUCCAUCAACUACUGGGAGAUAUGGCAAACAACAACCAGGGCCUGUCUGACUUGGCACCUGAAGCGGCACCACUUUUCACAGCCGCGUCCCAGAUCACAAAAAGGAUUGAGUUUUUUUCCAGAAACAACGCCACUCUUGUCCAUAGAUAGUGUCCGGUAUUACAGCUCUGUCACACACAAAGUAAGUAAGGGCUCAUUCACAUCACCGCUUUUAUUUUCCGUUCUUCUGCUCCGUUAAAGGGGCAGAAGAACAGAAAUAACGGAAGUGCAGGACUCCGCACAUAACUGACACUAACGGAACCCAACAUUGCAUUGACUAUAAUGGGAUCCGUUCAUUUCAGUUCAGAAGAACAUUUUUUUAGCGGGACUUUUCUCUCUGCGAUUUUUGACGAAAGGAGCCUCCAACGCAAAUGAACCCUUAAGUAAGUGUAAUGCUCGGUACAGCCUGUGGACAAUGUUGGCGCUGUUUUUAGUCUUCGUAGGGGAGAAAUGAACAAAUGUAAUGGUGAAGAGUCCAACUGAGGGUCUACUUAUACUAUAUACAUCAGGAGGAUGCCGCUAUGUAGGCAUACGGCGGUAUACGUCUCCCGCAGGCUCCUAUACUGUAUACUGCGCGGUAUAGUUUUUCUACAGGAUGCCUCUGGGUGUAGUAGUGCAGCAGAAUGACGCUAUGUCAUACCGCAGAACGAAGGCAUCCUGGUGUGUACCACUUGAUGGAGGCUAAAAGGACAGGCUUUUGGCCUCUGUCGGUUUUGAGUGGAACCCUAUGGAUACAUUUCACUUUUCCAGCACAUACACCAGACGGAUGCAGUGUGAAUACGCCCCAAUUCUUCUCUCUGGGCGGCAUCUUCUUUUUCUGUACAGACUUGGAAGCAGUUCAAGGAGAAAUUGCCCGCUCGGGUCAAAGCUUCCGCUCUUAGAUGCUUUAGAAAUGUAACAGGUUUAGUCACUUUGAAAACCCCAUUUCACAUAACAAUUUUGGAGGUAGACCCUCUGUCGGACCCCUCUCCGUGUGUUACGCCUAGGAGGCGAAGCAUGCCACAGGGUUUUAAAGAACGCAGAAGCCUUGACGGGAUGCAUUCGUUGUAGAAAACAGUUCACCAGUUUUACUCUGAGUCUUCCUUUAAAGAAAGUGACAUUUUGCCAAAAAUUUGACUGAAUCCUUGAAUUCUAGCCAGAGAGGAAAGCCCUUCUCCUGGGGUAUACGUCUCCCCACAGCCAAUCUCGGGGUUCAUGAGCUGUAAACCAGUGGCGCAACUAGAAGUGACUGCAAAUUUUUGAACGGACCCCCUCCUCCCAGGGAACCCUCACUCCUGUGGCUAUGGAAGAUCGCUUUCUCAAACCAGGCCAGGCAGCCGCUGUAUUAUCCUGUUGAGGGGGGCCCUGAGAGUAAAAUCUUUCAGCCCUCCUCAUGGGCGGGCUCUUCCUGAGUUCAGAGCCCGUAGCAGCCGCUUCCACUAUAGCUACGCCCCCGCUGUAAACUGGUUCUCAUGGCACUGUAUUAAUGGUUAACUAAAAGGAAUUUGACCAAGGGUUGUCUAAAAGUUGAAGAUACUUUCCAUUUUUGUAAUGUUCUGGGGGAAAAAUUUAGCAAAUGGCUAUACAGGGUAUAUAGGCUAAUACAAAAUGGCAGCUGACAGAAAAUCAGGUACCUCUAAGAGUUUACCCAACUCUGCCAAGUAAGCCUUAUGGCCCUUCCUCCACCCGCGUCCUGCAGUAUUACUAACCCCCCGACACCAGAGAACAAGCUGUGGUAACGUGUACAUACCUAUGUAUAUGACUGUUUCGUCUUUUGUAAAUGCUUCGUGUGAACAAGACGAUCACGCGGCAGAUGUUUGAUUUCCUUUUUAUCCUCAAAAGUAGAAGAGUCUAUAAUAUAUAUUGUUCUUAAAGGGGACCUGUCACUUCUCCUGACAUGUCUGUGUUAGCAACCAAUAACUAUUCUGGAGCAUCUAUUCUUAUGUUGUGCUAUUCCUCUGUUCCUUCUAGAAGUAAAUUAAUAAAUUGCCAGAAGUCUGCAAUAAAGGUCCAGAUGGGUAUUACUAGUUGGCGGGGUGUCAGACUGUGCAGGGGCACAGCCCCAACUGGUCACCUCCAUCAUUGCAGACAUUUGGCAAUUCAUUCAUAACUUCUAGCAGGAAUAAUAAAGGAAUGGCAAAACAUAGAGCCAUAAGACUAGAGGCAGCAGAAUUGUUAUUACAUGGGAAAUGCUAGUAUUUACUAAAACAGACGGGAUACAUCCUUUUUAAAGGGGUAUUCCGGUUGUUUGCAGUUAGCCUCAUUAUUCAAAGAAUAGGGGAUAACUGUGGGGUCCCUGUACCCCCUGCAGCCCCCCCUUGAAAUGAACGUAGCGGCCGGUCGCACAUGCGCAUGUUCACUCCAUUCAUUUCUAUGGGAAUUCCAGAGAUAGCCAAGUGCUGCACUUCAAACAACCAGAAUACCCCUUAAUGUCAAUGGUCAUGUUGUUUCAGACGCCUGAAGUAAUCGUAUAAAAUAUUGAGAAGUUCCUUUGUAAAUGAAUUGUAUUAAUUAUCUUGUGCUUAUCCCGUGUUAAAUCCUGUGUUACACUCCAGAGCUGCAUUCAUAAUUCUGCUGGUUGCUUUUAGAAAACUGUCAACAACCCUGCUGACAGACACAUCCCUUUAUAAUUAAACCGAGCUUCCAGUGCUCUGCUGCAUCAUAUUAUUGUACAAAUAACCAGUGCAGACACUGAACCAGCAGGGGAUACAUGUGCACUUAGAAGUCUUGCAUAGGAUAAGUGCAGCAGCGUAUUUGCAGAGAUUCAUUUUCUAUGAGCCAAAACGGCUCACAACUAUUAGUACCCUAUUCAGCUCGCUAAUAACGCACUUUGCCAUGAACGCCAUCUUGCCAUUUUCUACAUAAAAAGUACAGAUUCUGAAUUCCAGCCUGUAUUACAGUUCUGAGCUGCAAUCACAGCUCUGCAGAGUUCACGUGCCCCCGCAACCCCUGCUUGUUUCUGUGAUUUCCAUGCUGGCAAGUGUCAUCUAUACCAGGCACUGAGAAAGGCCUCAUGCACACGACAGUUGUUUUUUGCGUCCGGCUCACAAAUCCGUAAAAAAAAAAAAAAAAAAAAAGGAUGCGGCUUGCGUUUUUUUUUUUUUUUU